CGCCCGCCGGGCUGCAGCCUGCGCUCCCAGCCCUCCCAUUCCUCCCCGCCCCGCCGCCGCUUGCCGAGCGAUUUGUCCCGCUGCAGGGCGGGGAAGCGGCCGCGUCGCUGGAAGCGGGCGGAGAGCGAGGCGGCGCGGAGCUUGGGAUGCCGCUGCUGAGCCGCUCCCUGCACAGCCUGACUCCGGACCAGCCAGCCAGCCAGGUUCUGAACGGUGCCUGAACAGAAGUUAAAGAGCCAGGAGCUGCCAUCGGAGACAGGCUGCAGAAUAAUUAGUCACCAUGACGACAGAGACGGGCCCAGACUCAGAGGUGAAGAAUGCCCAGGAGGAGCCCCCACAGCAGCAGCUGGAGGCAGCGGCAGCCAGCCCAACCACAGUGACUACUGGCCCCGGCCCGACGGCCGACAACCGGGAAGCUGAGGCCAACGAGAAGCCCAGAGCCCAGGCCGACUCCAAAAGUGCAGAGCCGGGCAUGGAUUUGGAGGAGAAGGACUACAGCGAAACAGACGGGCUGUCGGAGAAAACCACACCCAGCAAGACCCAGAAAUCCCCCCAGAAAAUUGCCAAGAAGCUCAAGAGCGCCAUCUGCAGGGUGACCCUGCUCGACGCCUCCGAGUAUGAGUGUGAAGUGGAGAAACAUGCCCGGGGCCAGGUGCUCUUCGACAUGGUGUGUGAGCACCUCAACCUCCUGGAGAAGGAUUACUUCGGCCUGACGUUCUGCGACUCCGACAGCCAGAAGAACUGGCUGGACCCCUCCAAGGAAAUCAAAAAGCAGAUCCGCAGUGGCCCCUGGAACUUUGCCUUCACUGUUAAAUUCUACCCACCUGACCCUGCCCAACUCACAGAGGACAUCACAAGAUACUACCUGUGUCUGCAGCUGCGGGCUGACAUCAUCACGGGCCGCCUGCCCUGCUCCUUCGUCACGCAUGCCCUGCUGGGCUCCUAUGCCGUGCAGGCCGAGCUGGGAGACUACGACGCUGAGGAGCACGUCGGCAACUACGUCAGCGAGCUGCACUUCGCGCCCAACCAGACCAGGGAGCUGGAGGAGCGCAUCAUGGAGCUGCACAAGACCUACAGGGGCAUGACGCCAGGCGAAGCGGAGAUCCACUUCCUGGAGAAUGCCAAGAAGCUCUCCAUGUACGGAGUCGACCUGCACCACGCCAAGGACUCAGAAGGCAUUGACAUCAUGCUAGGCGUCUGUGCCAACGGCCUGCUGAUCUACAGGGACAGGCUGAGGAUAAAUCGCUUUGCCUGGCCCAAGAUCCUCAAGAUUUCCUACAAGAGGAGCAACUUCUACAUCAAAAUCCGCCCCGGCGAGUAUGAGCAGUUCGAGAGCACCAUUGGCUUCAAGCUGCCCAACCACCGCUCCGCCAAGAGGCUCUGGAAGGUCUGCAUUGAGCACCACACCUUCUUCAGGCUGGUGUCCCCAGAGCCGCCCCCAAAGGGCUUCCUGGUGAUGGGCUCUAAGUUCCGCUACAGUGGGCGGACGCAGGCCCAGACCCGCCAGGCCAGUGCCCUGAUCGACCGGCCUGCGCCCUUCUUCGAGCGCUCCUCCAGCAAACGGUACACCAUGUCUCGCAGCCUCGAUGGAGAGUUCUCACGCCCGGCCUCCGUCAGCGAGAACCACGACGGAGGGGCGGGGUCCGAGAGGCGGGACGAGGACAGCGAGUACAGCGGGUGGCAACGCUCCGAGGCGGAGGAUGAAUUUGAGGAAGUGACGACCCCGACGAAAAUCAAGGAGCUGAAGCCGGAGCAGGAAACCACCCCCAGGCACAAACAGGAGUUUUUAGACAAACCAGAAGAUGUUUUGCUAAAGCACCAGGCCAGCAUCAACGAGCUGAAGAGGACGCUGAAGGAGCCCAACAGCAAGCUAGUUCACAGGGACCGGGACAGGAGGCUGCCUUCAUCACCAGCCUCUUCCUCACCCAAGAAUGAGGAUGAGACGCCAAAGGGGACCCCGGAGAAGGCCAGUGAGAGGAUGGAAGAGGAUUUCCUAGAGGAGUUUUCAGCUGAGCAUGGAGCUGCCUUAUCCAUGGAGUCUUUCACCCAGAAAAGUCUUGCCUCUUCUCCUGAGAGCAAAUCUCAGGAACCAAUUUGGGAAGAAAAGGAUUUAUCUGAUCCAUCAGUAAAAGCCGCCCCGAAAGAAGAGGGUUUAAGGACUGCUAUUCCAGUGGUCUCCCAGAGAGCGGGAGCAAAGGAGGGAGCAGAGGAGAAAGCGAAGCCACCUCGGCACAGGGCUCCUGAGAGCGACACUGGGGAUGAGGAGCAAGACCAGGAGAGGGAUUCAGUCUUUCUGAAGGACAACCACUUGGCCAUCGAGCGAAAGUGCUCGAGCAUCACGGUCAGCUCGACCUCCAGCCUGGAAGCCGAGGUGGACUUCACUAUGAUCGGCGACUUCCAUGGAACAGCCUUUGAAGACUUCUCCAGAAGUCUGCCUGAGCUUGAUAAAGACAUGAGUGAGAGGGAAGCUGAAGGUGUGAUUUCCUCCCAGGAUGCUGACAAAGCAGCUCCUGGCCAAGAAGAAGAUGCCAAGGAAGGGGAGCAGGGCUCCCACCAUAUCCCAGAAGUGUCCCACUUUGAGUCAUCCAUUCUGAAACCAGAGGCUGCGACUGUCAGCUCGGUGGCUGGCACAAAGAAGGCGGAACCAGAGGUCUCCGUGCACCACAGAGUCACCACGGUGGAAACAACACAGGUUGACAGAGGCACCACGGGUGGAAAAGAGACAACAGCCACGUCCCACAUCGUCACCACAGAAAGCAUAUCAGUGACCUCAGAUCACAGUACCAAGCCUGGGAAAGGAAUGAGCCCCGCUACUGAACUUCGCUCCAUAUCUCCGAUCUCUAGCAGCUCUGCUGGGAAGGAAGUUCUCACCAGCAUAUUUGGUGCCACUGCAGAAACCCUCUCCACCUCCACCACUACCCACGUUACCAAGACUGUGAAAGGAGGGUUUGCAGAGACCAGAAUAGAGAAGCGGAUCAUUAUUACGGGAGAUGAAGAUGUGGAUCAAGACCAGGCAUUAGCUUUGGCAAUCAAAGAGGCAAAACUACAGCACCCUGACAUGCUGGUAACCAAAGCUGUGGUAUAUAGAGAAACAGAACCAUCUCCAGAGGAAAGAGACAAGAAACCGCAGGAAUCUUGACUGCCGUGUUUACAGAAGUUGGCAUCUCUAUUCAAACCCAACUUGGAGAACAAUGAAGAAGGGGCCUUCCUGCUGGAUUCCUCAAUGAGACCUAGACGUCCUGGCUGCAACAUUAAUGGCGAGAGACAAAAUUUUUUAAAAAAGGAAUAGCAAAUAUAUAAUAUAUAUAUAUAUAUAUUAUAUAUAUAUAUAUACAGGAAACAAAAUGCAUCCUUGCACUGCUGCUAUAUGCUGGAGGUGAAUUGCAAACAGCAACAUCAACAAUAACACACAAAACCAACCGCCUACUUUAGUCUUUGCAGACAAAUUGAAGAAUUGACUGGAUUUAUCAGAAAAACAAACAACAAAUCAUGAUAAUAAUAAUAUUAUUAACAUACAAUAAACCGCCAUUUUGCAUGUUACAUUUAAAGGACACACAACUCAUGGGUUCAUUUGUUGCACACUGAAUGGAAAGGAAACGUGCUUUGCAACAAAGCAGCAAACAAAAAAACUCCAACAACCCACAAGCAGAUGCAAAACUAUUCACCACCUAAGGAAAGAAGAGAGAGAACCAUUGAAUUGUUUGAUUACUUUGUAAUUAUUUUCUGCUUCAGGAUGUGUGGUGAUCAGCCCUCUUCCCCAUUCCAUGCUAGUUCUGUUACAUCAUUUUUUGAUUCUGUUCUUACCCACCCACUUGUCCUUCCUACUCUUUCCUCUCUCCACUUGUCCGGUCUCUUGUUCUGCUGAAGGUAAUUAAGAACAGAUCUCAUUUAAAACAAAACUAUAUGUAUAUGGUUUCUCAUUUAUAAAAAUGCAGUCUGUAGGGGUUUCAUAUGAAUGUGCUUUUAAGUUAUGUAUAUUAUAUAUAACUGGGGGUGUGGAGUGGCGGGUGGGAAACGAUAUUAAACUAAUUAAACCGUGCUGGUAAGUUUGCUGAUGACAUUUUUAAAUUAUAAUUGUUUGGUUGACUGUGGUUGAUAUACUAUGAGAAUCUUAGCUCACACUGAUAUCCCACAAGAAGAGAACAGGGAACAUUUCAUUAGCUGCUGCUCUUUCAGAGGGUGGAAUGGGAUGUUUGCCACGGAGUUGAUGCACUGCGGCAGGAGGGGUUGGUGUAGUGACACAGUGUAUGGUGUUUGUAAUUGGUUGGUUGGUGGUAAGGGAGUGCUCAGCAACCUGGAGGGGUGGGGGACUGGGAAAGAAGGAAUGGACUGCAUCCAUUUACUAUUACCAAAAUGUGCCAGACAGAAAUGUCUCCCCAUUCCCCAAAUCCAAAAAUGUUGAGGUUGUUUGGAGCCUCGAGGUUAGACUGUUUGAUUCCCAGGCUUCCAGCAUCUAGGAGUCUUUGACUCCUCAGAUCUGGAGCCCUAGCAGCAGUAGAGGUAUCAUAUCACACUUGUCAGCAGGUUCUUGAAAACCAGGCACCUGGGCUGAGUUAGGGAUCCAUACAGUGAUCCCCCCAACUGGUCUAGUCACUUGUGUUAGCUUCAUUUCUGAACCUCACCCCAGCUCGAGAGCUUUUGAAGUGAAAUGUUUGAGGUAAGCAAGUACCUCUCCACAGGAAGCUGUAUGAUUGCAUUUUGCCAGGGUGGCUGUAGGUGGUGCAACAGCUGUCCUGGCGGGAAUAGGUGAAUGGCAGCUCCCUCAUCCAUUUCCUCCAUGGUACUGUCCACUGAUACUCUGGCUUAGGGUUGACUCCUGUCCACCGACAGUUGAUGAGGAAUAUACCAUGUGACAAACAUGCAGAGAAUAGCAGGUUUACAGGGCUGGAUAGCAUUGCCCAGUCAUCCAGAACUUAGAGGGCAGAUGCUGAUAAGGCAGCAGGAACGCAGAGAGGCUGCUUUCCCCACAACUGGACAGAACUUGGCACUUAGAUAAAGUCUUCCUCUGCUGCUGCCUUUGGAGUGGAGGCUGGGACCUGAGGCACUGUGUGAGACAGGCAGUUAGGGCAGACUUAGAACCAAAAAAAAAAAAAGAAAAGAAAAGAAAAUGAACUGAUUUCUAGAUGGAAUUGUGACUAGCUCCUGAAGCUACAUAAGGGUCCACAAACAUUGCACCAUCUUUAUCUUUAUAUCCACACACACCCCGCUCCCCCCCCCCCACAUACACUUAAUGCCUGGAGAGGAAGCACCUCUAACUAGUCCCCAUGAUGAGAUCUGGGAAUCCUACUGAAAAUGGACAACUUGAAUAUUUAGAAUCCAGUGGGCAUACCCCAUAUGAUCAAUUUCCUACCAUAGCAGGGACUCCUGAGUCUCUGGUGGGCCUUGGUCUUUCCAGUUGUCUUCUAUUGUGUCUCCAUGAAGUCUGUUCUCCUUUUCGCACAUGGGUUUCUCAUGUAAGCAUUAAAGGGAUGAGCACUGGUUCCCUGACAAGAGCACUCAUUCUUGUGCUAGUGCCUGUGAGGGUCAUUUCAGGCUUCUGAUGAAUCCAAAUGUGUUGUGUUCUCCCUGGAUUCUACCUGAAAGUUCACAGCCACCCAUAACCUGCUGCUGCUUUAGGGACAACACCCACCAAAACCAAAAGGAGUGUCAGCAAUUACACAAAGUCUUUUUUUUUUUUUUAAACAUACUCAAGUCAGCUGUAAAAAACACAUAUGCUUUCAGGACGAAAAGCCCAACUCAGAGGACCUGUUCCCAAGAGCUGUGUACGGCAGUGAGCCUGUCUGUUCUGCUAUCAGAGGGAGUAAAUCCCCCCAUGCAUCACACUGUUUGACACAUUUUGAAUUUCAAACAAAAAAAAAAACCUGGUAGAAACUUGAUGCCAUUGAAAUUGAAUUGGAGGCUACUUUGAAACUGAUUCUGAUCUCGCUCAUGCUAGUGUAAAAUCUGGAGUCAUUCCAUUAACAACAGUGGAGUUGCACUGCUGCAAAAUCAGUGGAAGCGAGAUUAGAAACAGACCCUGCAGGUUCAAAGCUAAAAAACAGUGGACCCAUUUCUCUGGAUUCCUCACAGUGAGUGACAAUGGGGGUGGGGGGGGAGAGCAUGAGUCUUUUGCUCACCUGGCAAGAUGUGGGUUUUAUAGAUAUAUAUAAUCCACACCUUGCCAGGUGAGCAAUAGACUCAAGCUUUUUUCUUUAUAUAUUUGUUAUAUAUCUAUAUUGUUUGUGAUGGUGUUGAAGCCGUACAUCACUCUAAGGCCUUGGCUUCCUCCCACCUUCUUCAUCACUGUUGCUGACAUUUCAGAUAGUUGAUCACUAUUUUUCUUUUUUCUGGGGGCCUUUCCAUUGAAGUGGGUGGGAGACACGAGUGCCUGUUUGUCCCUCAAUCUGCAAAUUCAUUUCAAAACUUGCCUGCAGUUGCAUGAGUGAUGAUAAUAAUAAACAUGAUUUUUAUUUGAAAAGCACCUUACCAACCAACUGCAAUGCUCUGUCGUUCCUUCACUAACUCCCCUUUCCUCUUCCCCUGUUCCUCUUCUCCCCCUUGGCCCUUUCAGUCAUAUUCUUUUUCAGUGCUUGGUGGUGUAUGCGUGUGUGCUCACUGUUCUUGUAUUCAAUAAAAGUGAAAUAAAUGUGUUUGAUGCUCAACCA
Messenger RNA from Chelonia mydas (Green sea turtle), 6644 nucleotides. RefSeq names its product erythrocyte membrane protein band 4.1 like 1 (gene EPB41L1). Gene Ontology annotation, molecular function: structural molecule activity; actin binding. Bases 281 to 3139 code for a protein of 952 amino acids. The record is from RefSeq and is a predicted model, not a curated record. Lineage: Eukaryota; Metazoa; Chordata; Testudines; Cheloniidae. Gene Ontology annotation, cellular component: plasma membrane; cytoskeleton. The transcript is spliced from 25 exons. Gene Ontology annotation, biological process: cortical actin cytoskeleton organization.